CUUCAUGACGCCAGCGUCAGGAGCUCGUGACGUCACUCCCUUGUAAAUUAGAGGUCCGCCCUCAGUUUGACUCCAGAAAUGUUUUAGUUUGCUCUCUUCUCUCACACGGUCGGUGGUUUUUGGCUUGCCACACAAUGCCCGGUCUUUGCGGAGCUUCAGUCCUUGUUUUUACUUUCAUUCUCCACGGUAUUACAGCCGCAGAGGCGCAGGCGACGACCCCUUCUCCAGCUCCGGUCCCUUGUGCUUUCAGGUCCAACACCAGUUGUUCAGAGUGCCUGCAGAAUGUGACUUGUUUAUGGUGCAUCCCAACCCAACAAUGCAUAGACUACCCAGUGAGGGACAUCCUGCCCGACAAAAGUGUCUGUCCUUUGUCUGAUGCACGAUGGGGACUUUGCUGGGUAAACUUCCAGAUUUUGAUCAUCGCCAUGUCCGUGCUAGGUGGCAUCCUCCUAAUUGCCCUUAUUGUUUUUCUCCUUUUCUGCUGCAAGUGUGAAAGAAUUGGAAACAAGAGAGAAGAUGCAAAGGCGGAGCGACAAGCCCGUGCGAGGAAGGCCCGUCAGAAAGUAAGGAGAACAGAAAUGCAGAUGAGGCAUGAUGAAAUCCGGCAGAAAUAUGGCCUGGCAACGGAUAACCCAUACUCUCGUAUGGACAAUCAUUAAGAAGAACCUCAGCAAUGUUUUCUUUAAAAAAAUCCAUUAAAAUGAUCUUACUGA
This is a messenger RNA of Monopterus albus (swamp eel), 713 nucleotides long. RefSeq names its product PTTG1 interacting protein b (gene pttg1ipb). Gene Ontology annotation, biological process: protein import into nucleus. NCBI's taxonomy places the organism in Eukaryota, Metazoa, Chordata, Actinopteri, Synbranchiformes, Synbranchidae. Bases 135 to 659 code for a protein of 174 amino acids. The record is from RefSeq and is a predicted model, not a curated record. Gene Ontology annotation, cellular component: nucleus; cytoplasm. The transcript is spliced from 7 exons.